Messenger RNA from Didymodactylos carnosus, 240 nucleotides. Lineage: Eukaryota; Metazoa; Rotifera; Eurotatoria; Philodinida; Philodinidae. The record is from the annotation of a GenBank genome assembly.
AUGUCAAAGGAACUAACGAAGUUAAUACCAGGAUGUUAUGCACAAGGUGACAGACAAGCGAAGAGAUUUAUUACCGAUAAGUUACCAUUAUUGAUGUCAUUAGAUGCAAACAUGUGGUCUGAAAUCAUCCGUUUAUUUCAAGAACUGAAGCAGUCGGAUCAUUUUAAAGAUAACGUGUCAACACUACUAACAUUCGAUGGUAGCCGUGUGAAAAGUAAGGAAACUCUCUUUGAAACUUAG